Messenger RNA from Cicer arietinum (chickpea), 816 nucleotides. RefSeq lists its product as uncharacterized. The record is from RefSeq and is a predicted model, not a curated record. NCBI's taxonomy places the organism in Eukaryota, Viridiplantae, Streptophyta, Magnoliopsida, Fabales, Fabaceae.
AUGCCCCACCCUUUUCUUGAAUUUGAAGGUUUUUCUCCAACCCAAGAAGAAUUUGAUAUAUAUUGUUGCAGCAAACAAGAAAAUGACAACGAAGAUUUUCUUGAUUUUAGUGGCUUUGAUCCCAUUCCAGAAAAAAGUGUUACAUAUUAUUUUAUCCAAAAUCAAACACACAACAAUGCUAAAGAAAAUUUUGAGGAGCAAGAGUUUAGUUUUGCAUGCACCGAUGUCCAAGGAACGUCUAUAUUUGCAGAUGAGAUAUUUGAAAAUGGAAAAAUACGACCAAUACUCCUUAAUUUUGACAAUUCUAUUCUCUUAUUUAAUGUACCAAAUAAUGAUGCAUCACAUGUUCGACCACCGUUAAAGAAGAUUUUUGUUGAGAUGUCUGAAAAUUUAAACUCGAGAUUGAGUGGUGUUUCGAACGAAGCACAUAACGAACCCUUGAAAAAUAGGAGGAUGAUUGAGAUGAAGGCUUCGAAUGAGUGUUACGAAAAAAGUAACUCCACAGGAUCCUCAAAGUUGUGGAGAUUUCGACAAAACUUGAACCUUCGAAGUAACAGUGACCAUAAAGAUGCUUUUGUUUUAUUGAACCCUUUAGUGCCAUCAAUGGCCAACAAGCCAAAAGUAGGAAACAUCGUUGUCAAAAAGGGAAAGGAUGACAUAAGUAAAUCUACAUUAUCGGCUCACGAGAAGUUUUAUGUCAUGAACAAAAUGAGGAAAGAUAACAAUAAACGAAGAUCGUUUUUGCCUUACAAGCCCAAUUUACUUGGGAUCUUUACCAACAUGAAUGGAUUGAGUAGGAGCCUUCACCCUUUUUGA